AUGUGCCUCUGUCGCAUCGUAGGACUCAUCGUCACGGAAAAACACCUGAAAUUGAGAGAUUUCAUGAAGGUGAUGGGACUCAUGGAUUCGGCCUAUUGGCUUUCGUGGAUAAUUACAUUUGUCGUUUUGUACACUCUGCCUGUCAUCGGCGUCAGUUAUAUUUUAUGUGUUAGUAGUGGCGCUGGUGGUGACGUUAUCGGGUUUUUGGCCGGUAUUCGGUCGGUAUUUCAGUCGGUUUUGGUAUUUUUGGACGGUUUUUUACUGGAGGUAGGCAUCCAGGCUUCAAACAUCGGUAAACAUCCGAUUCUAGAGAAUGGUUUCAACGUUCAGAGUUGCAUGGUUGGCAUGACCGUUGAUACCAUUGUUACGUGGGUACUUAUUCUUUACUUCAGCGAAGUUAUGCCCGGUUUGUGUUUUUUUCCCAAAGUUCCAUUCCCGUCAGUCGAUCAUCUGACUGUUGACUUCUACAAAAAUCAGAUCACUGCCUUCCUAGGACACAACGGGGCUGGCAAGUCUACCACGAUGUCAAUAAUGGCGGGUCUGUUGGAGCCGCAAGGUGGUACGAUAUACGUGGAUGGAAUGGACGUAAGGACAGACAUGGCCAAAAUCAGGAAGAGGUUCAGUCUCUGCCCACAACACGAUAUACUGUUUGAUUGUAUGACGGUGGAGCAACACAUGUUUUUCUACGGACAAAUGCGUGGACUGACAAUUGCAGUGACGAAGGCUGAAUCAGAUCAGAUCAUCACUAACUUGAAUCUCACUAAUAAGAGGAAGGCCAGAGCUAACGAGUUAUCAGGAGGAAUGAGAAGAUUGCUAUCCAUAGGGAUCGCCUACCUGGGGUCACCAGGGACCGUGGUCCUGGAUGAACCGUCAACAGGUGUGGACGCCCAUACAAGGAGGGCUAUCUGGAGUUUGCUGCAGACCUACAGAGCUGGCCGCACCACAUUGAUCUCCACCCACGCCAUGGACGAAGCAGAUAUCGUCAGUGACAGGAUUACAAUCAUCUGGAAAGGUCAAUUGUGUUGCUCUGGUUCUUCAAUGUUCCUCAAAAAUAUGUUCAGUGAUGGGUACAAACUAUCAAUUGAAUUGAUUGCCUCCAUUACAAAGGCCACUCUCAAACGCCGCUUCAUCCCGACGAUAUUUCCUGACUCAAAAUUGCACUCGGAGUCGAAAGUCUCCAACGAGAUCUCCUUCAUACUCCCAUUGGACUCGCCCGUGAAGGAGUUCCUCAUCCUAUUUGAAGUGAUUGAGGAGAGGAAGAAGAAGCUGGGAAUUAAAAGUUACGGAUUGUCCAGUCCUGGGUUGGAAGAGGUGUGUGUGCGUGUUGUCGUCAAGCCAGCAAAACCUGCGGCUGUGGACCAUGCAAUCGGCGACUCUGAUGUUCGCAAAGAAGAAAGCAGGACAAACAGCACUGGACGAAAAGAUACCCUGGUAGUCAUGGGCGUUUUAAUCGGUCGGUUUUUCGGUAAAUCGGCCCAGGACCGCAAAGCAGUGAUGGGCAUAACGUUCGCCGUUAAAAAAGGUGAAUGUUUCGGUCUACUUGGAACCAAUGGGGCUGGAAAGAGUACCCUUUUUAAGAUGAUCACCGGUGAAAUUAACCCGACUUGUGGAGACGCUUCUAUUAAUUCUAAUAGUGUCACCAAAAAUCGCAAAGAAGCGCAAAAAUGUCUGGGGUACUGCCCUCAAUUUGAUGCCCUUUGUUCGCGAAUGACUGUGAGAGAACAUCUGACCAUGUUUGCCCUGUUCAGAGGUUCACCAAAGCCGGAAUCUGUAUGUGUUCGUUUGUUUGUGUGUUUGUAUGUGGGUGUGUGUGUGUUUGCAUUUUUUGAACACUUCCUACCCUUCAAUCUAUCUGGAGGGAACAGGCGGAAGUUAUCCGUGGCCCUAGCUCUCAUUGGCAAUCCUAAUCUCGUCUGUCUGGAUGAACCGACAACCGGAGUAGAUCCAGGAGCACGUGCCUACGUAUGGAAAGCCAUCGAGGGAGCCAGUGAUAAUGGUCUCUCCGUCUUACUUACUACUCAUAGUAUGGAAGAAUGCGAAGCUCUAUGUCACAGAAUAACCAUUCAAGUCGCUGGUCGGUUGACUUGUCUUGGCAGCAUACAACACGUCAAGACAAGAUACAACGAAGGAUACACCAUUUCGGUGAAAUUUUCUAUCCUCCCGAAGCAAGAAAUGGCCAAUCAAAUCGCCCAACUGAAGAGUUUCGUCAAAUCGAAGUUGAAUUAUCUCAAUCUGGAAAACUCGAGUUUCAACUUGCUGACGUACAAAGCCGUCAUGACGUCGGCAAUGCUUGGCGAGGUCUUCAGCAUCUUCUCGAAUAUUAAGGAGAAAAAAAUGAUUGAAGAUUUUGCUAUUAGUCAGACCACGUUGGAGCAGGUUGGUUGGUGA
This is a messenger RNA of Helobdella robusta, 2388 nucleotides long. RefSeq lists its product as hypothetical. Gene Ontology annotation, molecular function: ABC-type transporter activity; ATP hydrolysis activity; ATP binding. The record is from RefSeq and is a predicted model, not a curated record. Gene Ontology annotation, biological process: lipid transport; transmembrane transport. The transcript has 18 exons. Gene Ontology annotation, cellular component: intracellular membrane-bounded organelle; membrane. The coding region runs from base 1 to 2388 and encodes 795 amino acids. Lineage: Eukaryota; Metazoa; Annelida; Clitellata; Rhynchobdellida; Glossiphoniidae.